AUGUCGGACGCCUCAGAUUUACAGCAGGUCAUCUUCGCGCUCGAGAUUUGGCAAAUCAGCGACUAUACCGCUAUAUCGGCCAAUGCGCUUUGGAUUCUCGAUUACUUGCAGACUCUCCCGAUGGAAAUAGAGGCGAUCUGGAUGAAAAAGAUGUCUGGAAGUUCGCUGCUCUUCCUCUUGAACAGAUAUCUUUUCAUUGUAUAUCUUGUCUGUCAAACUAUCUCCGAGACACCAGGAACGAUGAGUGACGAAGCCUGCUACUCGUUGAAUGUCAUCCUCAGCGUCACGGAGACUGCAACGAUUAUUGCUACUAGCUGCUUAUUUACACUGAGAGUAUAUGCCAUAUACUCCAAGAGCUUGGUGAUCUUCAUCAUAGGCAUGGUACUUACCCUCGCACGGUUGGGUACCGAUAUCGCUAGUAACAUCCCGUUAAGUGGUGAAUCCACCCGAGGAUCGAUUUAUGAGUCAUUUUCUCGGUGUGCAGAUAGUAUAGACGACAGCAAAUAUAAUGAAUAUCUCAUAGUCUCGACGUCAAUAUUCGUCCUUGCACUCGCCUUCGACUCCUUCAUGUUUGUCAUGACAAUAGCCAGGACGUUCAAGCAUGGUAGAGAGAUGCGAAGGCUUGGACAAGCGACUCCCACCACGAUAAUCCUCAUACCACAAUCUAACUUCACAAUCGGACCCGACAGCUUCCCCAAUCUUCUCAUCAACCGACUCGUCCUCAACCUUCGAAUGUAUCAACGACCUCGCUACGGUCUCAACACAACAACAAAACAGCACUCGAACCUCGCAUUCGCAACAAAUCGUAUACUCGGAAACAUAGGUGCCCCGCUUGAUCCGGACCAAUGGGAUGAAGAUUAUGACAUUGAAGGUACUUUUGACUCGGGGGAUUCGGACGAAGUGGUAGACUCCCAGCACGGAGAGGAGAAAGACGGAGCGCUGAGGAGUCCUGCGACUGUGGAUUCUGGAGCUUCAGAGAGCCCGGUGGACGAGGAAAUGCAAAUAACACCGGUACAAAGGAGCCUAUCUACCGUGGCGGAGGAUGCAGUGUGA
Stereum hirsutum FP-91666 SS1 is the source of this 1053-nucleotide messenger RNA. RefSeq lists its product as uncharacterized. NCBI's taxonomy places the organism in Eukaryota, Fungi, Basidiomycota, Agaricomycetes, Russulales, Stereaceae. The transcript is spliced from 10 exons. Bases 1 to 1053 code for a protein of 350 amino acids. The record is from RefSeq and is a predicted model, not a curated record.